This is a messenger RNA of Homarus americanus (American lobster), 2993 nucleotides long. RefSeq names its product major facilitator superfamily domain-containing protein 4A-like. Bases 319 to 2091 code for a protein of 590 amino acids. The transcript has 12 exons. NCBI's taxonomy places the organism in Eukaryota, Metazoa, Arthropoda, Malacostraca, Decapoda, Nephropidae. Gene Ontology annotation, biological process: transmembrane transport. The record is from RefSeq and is a predicted model, not a curated record.
GCGAGGUGGGUGUGAGGAGCUCAGUGUUGUGACGACCGUGGUGGUGACUGGACGUACUUACCCUUUAAGCUUAAUGCUGGAGAAAUUCCCACUCUCCAGUUACCUCUAACCCUCUGAUACACCAUCAACAACAGCAAAACAAGAUAAAGAAAUGUGGAUUUAACAAGAUAUACGAUUCUUAAUCUGGAAACUGUAAAUCCUCAGACUCUUAGUCAAGACUCAGGGGAGUGCUUGGCUCGGACAAUAACGCUGGGGUGUACGUGAGUGGGUGUGUCGGUGUGCCCCUCAUUGUCUUGGGAACCUCUCUUAGGCCGCACGAUGGAGAAACCCACCCAACCCUCUACCAAGGGUGAAAGGAUGGAUGGCAUAACCGACUUCUCUGCUAAUGGGGAUGUUGGCAGCGCGGGAGUGCUGGGCCACGCUAAGAAACUCUGUGUCAACAAACUAGGACACACCAUGGUUCCUCGACCAGAAGGAGGCACCGUCAAGUUCCGUGAACUAUUCUGGAAGAACCGCCUGCAGACAAUCACCUACUGCGCCGUCUUUUGGUCCUUCGGCAUGUGUGUUGCUUUCCUGGGUCCUACAAUAAUGGAUUUGUCGUGCAGGAUCUCGUCAGUCUUCAGUUCCAUGUCUUGGGGCUUCUUCUACCAGAGCCUCUUCACACUCAUUGGCUCAGCCUGUGGGGGGUUUCUCAUCCAGAGACUCGGCAACCACGUGGUGCUGCUGCUAUCCACUGCGAUGUUGUCCCUGACGCUGGCCAUCAUCCCCUUCUGUACGGUGCUGGGCUGGCUCGCCGCCGUCCUGGCUCUGAUGGGCUUUUUCAUGGGCACCAUUGACACCGUGGCCAACAUCUCCAUGAUACAGCUCUACGGCAUGAACGUCGCGCCCUUCCUUCAGGCACUCCACUUCUUCUACGGACUGGGGGCCUUUCUAUCGCCCAUGAUCACCGAGCCCUUCCUGCUUAACAAGAACUGCACGGAUCAGGACACAAACAACACCCACCAGUUGAGACUCGACCUGAACGAGACGCUAGAAAUCUCGCAUCAUCUUUCAGAGGCGAAGAACAAUUCGGAGAUACAAUACGCCUUCUGGAUACUCUCAGGCCUGCAGGUGCCGGUGGUGUUGCUGUUGAUGGCGCUGGUGUGUCGGGAGGUGAUGGGGCUGGACGCAGGAGAUAAGAGUCAGCUGUCUGGUGGCGUCGUGGAGGCUGGCAACGAGACGUAUGAAAUGAAGACGUCGGCCGGGGCAGCGAGCAAGGCCAGCAUUGGGGAGACUGAGGACCGCCCAGCUGUUACUAAGGAGCAGGUCAUCACUGUCACUUUCCUCACCGCUAUUAUGCUAUUCCUCUAUGAUGGUCUACAGGCAGGCUAUGGGGGUUACGUUUUCUCCUUCGCCGUAAAGAGCAUCGCCGGGAUGUCUUCGAACGAAGCAGCCUACCUCAACGCCUGCUUCUGGGGGACCUUCGCCUUCGGGAGACUCGUAUCUAUCGGUAUAGCGACCAGGCUGGCUCCCUCCUUCAUGCUCAUCUGCAAUAUCAGCGGUUGCCUAGUGGCGAUGGUGCUGAUGUUGUCAUUUCGUCAUAGCCAUGCCGUUCUGUAUCUGGGCACCUGUAUCUUUGGCACAUUCCUCUCUUCCGUCUACCCUACGGCUGUCACCCUCGCCGAAACUUACAUCCACGUUACCUCCUUCAUAACAAGUGCGCUGGUGGUAACGGCAGCCUCGGGGGAGAUGAUCAUCCCAGUCAUCAUAGGUCACGGAUUCACGGCUGUAGGUCCUGCUACAUUGUUGGUGGCUGGCGUAGUGAUGACACUGAUCAGCUUCGUGGUGUAUUUACUACUCUACCUAGUGGCCCAGAGCAUCACCCGCCAGUCCUCUGAACAGAGUUUGGUCCAGCGUCUUAAAUGUCUGCUGUGUUGGAGGAAGGAGGAGGCAGCUGAGGACACAGGCCUCAUGAAGCAUCAUGUCAAGUACUACACGAGGAUGAGAAGCAAUCUGUCUGAAUCUUCUAUUGGUGAGGACUCUAGCUUGACUGAUGGACCUGAUAGUGUGGGUCAUUCCAAUCAAGGAGACACCUCCCAAACCCAACUCUAAGAUAUCGUUUGGGACGUUAAGUCAAUCUCUCCGGGGUGACGAUUCCUAAACCCAGUUCCAUGUUACUGUAUGAGACACCCUGGACCAGUUUACCCAAGACGACAACUCUCCACUCAUUAAAAGGUCGUCUGGGUAGCUAUUAUAUUAUGAAAUUUGUAAUAUUUUAUCAUUAUUAUUAUCAUUACAGGAGGAUGAAAUGACCUCAACCAUUAAAACAUUAUACUGGAACACAAGAUAAUAUUGUUUUAGAAGUUUGCCAUUGUUGUAACAGGUCGUACCGGUUGGAUGGGAAACUUUUCAAAUGAACGUAAUGUAGAUCUUGCAUGUGUAGUAACAGCUUUUGUGCCAUAACUCUUACUGUACCAGAAACAAGAUGAAACUGAGGAAGUGGGAAACAAAAAGAGAAGUCUGUAUUUUUCCUGUAUGUUCCUGUCUUAAUAAUUGAUAAAGUGUGGAGCUCUGUGUCGAACAAUUUGAUCUGAGGCUGAACAUAUAUAACACACACAAAUACAGCUGCAUAAUCAAUACAUCACUGACAGACGAGGGGGAAUUAACUGAAAUAACGACUGAACAUAUACCAGAUUCAUUAUAUAUUUCUUUUGUAAUAUAAUGACAGGAAAAAUUAUUGUAUAACUGAAUCCCCAUUACAGUAUCAGAUGUCUCGUCCUUCACUCUUAUAGUAGCCUACCAAGUUAUUACUAUACUGUACCUUAAGUAUACCCAUUCUUACUGAAUUACCAAGAUUAGAUUGGGCAGUGGACAUAAUGUGGUUGGGAGAAGUUGGAAGACAAUUGAAACUUCUUCGUUUCCACCAUCCACACACAGAUAGACAGACAUACAGACAGACACACACACACACACACACACACACACACACACACACAUGGGAGAGCGAUGGUGAG